Pipistrellus nathusii (Nathusius's pipistrelle) is the source of this 1236-nucleotide messenger RNA. The record is from the annotation of a GenBank genome assembly. NCBI's taxonomy places the organism in Eukaryota, Metazoa, Chordata, Mammalia, Chiroptera, Vespertilionidae.
AUGCCUCAUUCCACAAACAAAGAACUGGUACUUGGAAUCAUGGUGGGAACUACUGGAAUCAGUUUGCUUCUUUUGUGGUACCUCAAGGUUUGUAAACCAAAGACAGCAAUGCAUUUACCUAAAUUCCUUACUCUGGGUAAUGCAUUUGAUUCAGUGACUUUGCAAGAUGAGAUGCAGAAGGAUCAAGGAACAGCAGCGAUCUUUCAAGGAAGGCAGUUUCAGAUACUGGAGAAGUUAAACGAAUUACUGACAAAUAUGGAAGAACUCAGAGAGGAAAUCAGAAUUCUUAAAGAAACCAUUCCAAAGCUGGAGGAAUGUGUACGCGGUGAGCUUGGAGGAAAGGCAACUGCUCAUAGGAUCAGUCCUCAGCACAGAGCUAGGAAAAGAAGGCUUACCACAGUUCAAAGUUCAGGAACAAGCAACAGUUCAGAGGAAGCGGAAAGUGAAGGGGGGUAUAUUACAGCUAGCACUGAUACAGAAGAACAGAGUUUUCCAGACCCUAAAGCACUUAACAUACAUAUUGAGGAAUUAAAUUUAGAUGCUCUUCUUCAGAAGGCAGAUAACUUACGUAUGGACGAGUCUAAAAAGAUAGAGAGUUUUGAACUACUUUGUGACCACAAAGAAAAGUUUAAAGAUGAAAUAGAGUUUAUUUGGCGGUUAGUUCGUGCUUAUGGAGACAUGUAUGAUCUGUCUACAAAUUCAGAAGAAAAGAAACAUUAUGCUAAUAUCGGAAGGACAUUAGGUGAAAGAGCUGUUACUAAAGCCCCCGAUAAUGGAUGUUGUCAUCUGUGGUACGCAGUUUUGUGUGGCUACGUAUCCGAGUUUGAGGGCUUACAAAACAAAAUCAACUAUGGAUAUUGCUUCAAGGAACAUCUAGAUAAAGCAAUCGAAUUAUUACCUGAAGAACCCCUUUUGUAUUACCUCAAUGGAAGAUACUGUUAUGCUGUCUCACAACUGAGCUGGAUUGAGAAAAAGAUGGCUGCUACUCUGUUUGGAACAGUACCAACCUCAACUAUACAAGAAGCUUUGCAAAAUUUCCUUAAGGUUGAAGAGCUACAGCAUGAUUUUUCGAAGGCCAAUUACCUCUACCUUUCCAAGUGUUACAGGGAUCUUAAGCAAAUAGAGAAUGCCAGGAAGUUCUGUGCUUUGGCAAAGCGGCUUCCUUGUAUAACCAGAGAGGAUAAAGAUGCAGAGGAAGAGGUGAAAAAAAUAAGCCUGGCCUUGAUGAAGAAGUAA